Condylura cristata (star-nosed mole) is the source of this 2321-nucleotide messenger RNA. RefSeq names its product heat shock 70kDa protein 8 (gene HSPA8). Gene Ontology annotation, cellular component: cytosol; cytoplasm; nucleus. The record is from RefSeq and is a predicted model, not a curated record. NCBI's taxonomy places the organism in Eukaryota, Metazoa, Chordata, Mammalia, Eulipotyphla, Talpidae. The transcript has 9 exons. Gene Ontology annotation, molecular function: ATP hydrolysis activity; heat shock protein binding; ATP binding. The coding region runs from base 144 to 2084 and encodes 646 amino acids. Gene Ontology annotation, biological process: cellular response to unfolded protein; vesicle-mediated transport; protein refolding.
CAGGGGCGGGCCCCUUCUGGAAGGUUCUGAGGCAGGGUAUAAGAGACAGGGUGGCGGGCGGAAACCGGUCUCAUUGAACGCGGCGGCAACUGCUCAGCUUCUGUUCUGAUCGCCUGCUGAGCCGGGCCUACACGAUAGCAACCAUGUCUAAGGGACCUGCCGUCGGCAUUGAUCUUGGCACCACCUACUCCUGUGUGGGUGUUUUCCAACACGGGAAAGUGGAAAUAAUUGCCAAUGAUCAGGGAAACCGCACCACCCCGAGCUAUGUCGCAUUCACUGAUACUGAACGAUUGAUUGGUGAUGCAGCAAAGAAUCAAGUUGCAAUGAACCCCACCAACACGGUUUUUGAUGCCAAACGCCUGAUUGGUCGUAGAUUUGACGAUGCUGUUGUCCAGUCUGAUAUGAAGCAUUGGCCUUUCAUGGUGGUGAAUGAUGCAGGCAGGCCCAAAGUCCAAGUAGAAUAUAAAGGAGAGACAAAAAGUUUUUAUCCAGAAGAGGUGUCAUCUAUGGUUCUGACAAAGAUGAAGGAAAUUGCAGAGGCAUACCUUGGGAAAACUGUUACCAAUGCAGUGGUCACAGUACCUGCUUAUUUUAAUGACUCUCAGCGUCAGGCCACCAAAGAUGCUGGGACCAUUGCUGGUCUCAAUGUACUAAGAAUCAUUAAUGAGCCAACUGCUGCUGCUAUCGCGUAUGGCUUAGACAAAAAGGUUGGCGCUGAGAGAAAUGUGUUGAUCUUUGACCUAGGAGGUGGCACUUUUGAUGUGUCAAUCCUCACUAUUGAAGAUGGGAUCUUUGAGGUCAAAUCUACAGCUGGAGACACCCACUUAGGUGGAGAAGACUUUGACAACCGAAUGGUCAACCAUUUUAUUGCUGAGUUCAAGCGUAAGCAUAAGAAGGACAUCAGUGAGAACAAGAGGGCUGUCCGUCGCCUCCGUACUGCUUGUGAGCGUGCUAAGCGUACGCUCUCUUCCAGCACCCAGGCCAGUAUUGAAAUUGAUUCACUCUAUGAAGGAAUCGACUUCUAUACCUCCAUUACCCGUGCUCGAUUUGAAGAAUUGAAUGCUGACUUGUUUCGUGGUACCUUGGACCCAGUUGAGAAAGCUCUUCGUGAUGCCAAGCUAGACAAGUCCCAGAUCCAUGAUAUUGUCCUGGUGGGCGGCUCUACCCGUAUCCCCAAAAUUCAGAAACUCCUACAGGAUUUCUUCAAUGGAAAGGAAUUGAAUAAGAGCAUCAAUCCUGAUGAAGCUGUUGCUUAUGGUGCAGCUGUCCAGGCAGCCAUCCUCUCUGGAGACAAAUCUGAAAAUGUUCAAGAUUUGUUGCUCUUGGAUGUUACUCCUCUUUCCCUUGGUAUUGAAACUGCUGGUGGUGUCAUGACUGUACUCAUCAAGCGCAAUACUACCAUUCCUACCAAGCAGACACAGACUUUCACUACUUACUCUGACAACCAGCCUGGUGUGCUCAUUCAGGUUUAUGAAGGUGAGCGUGCCAUGACCAAGGAUAACAACUUGCUUGGCAAGUUUGAACUGACUGGCAUACCUCCUGCGCCCCGUGGCGUUCCUCAGAUUGAGGUCACUUUUGAUAUUGAUGCCAAUGGCAUUCUCAAUGUUUCUGCUGUGGAUAAGAGCACAGGAAAAGAGAACAAGAUCACCAUCACAAAUGACAAAGGCCGUUUGAGCAAGGAAGACAUUGAAAGGAUGGUCCAGGAGGCUGAGAAGUACAAAGCUGAAGAUGAGAAGCAGCGGGACAAGGUAUCCUCAAAGAACUCCCUUGAAUCUUAUGCUUUCAACAUGAAAGCAACUGUUGAAGAUGAGAAACUUCAAGGCAAGAUCAAUGAUGAAGACAAACAGAAGAUUCUUGACAAGUGCAACGAAAUUAUCAACUGGCUGGAUAAGAACCAGACUGCAGAAAAGGAAGAAUUUGAACAUCAACAGAAAGAGCUGGAGAAAGUCUGCAACCCAAUCAUUACUAAGCUGUACCAGAGUGCAGGUGGCAUGCCAGGAGGGAUGCCUGGGGGCUUCCCUGGUGGUGGAGCACCUCCAUCUGGUGGUGCCUCCUCUGGGCCCACCAUUGAAGAAGUUGAUUAAACUAACGACCUAGAAUUUAGCAUUGUUCCACCUAAAAUGUUGAAGGACCCAAAUUUGUAGCAAAUUCCAUGGCAGUAAAAAGUUGAGCUGCUGUAUAGUAAUAACUGGGCAUUCUUGAUACUUGAAUAUGGAACUGUGCACAGGGAAAGGAAGCAAAAAUAACAUUGCACUUUAUAAGCACUGUUGUUCUAAGUGGAAAAUGCAAUGUCUUAAAUAAAAUAUUUAAAAUUGGCACCA